This is a messenger RNA of Candida dubliniensis CD36, 858 nucleotides long. RefSeq names its product exosome complex component RRP40. The record is from RefSeq and is a predicted model, not a curated record. The coding region runs from base 1 to 858 and encodes 285 amino acids. Gene Ontology annotation, molecular function: RNA binding. Gene Ontology annotation, biological process: U4 snRNA 3'-end processing; nuclear polyadenylation-dependent rRNA catabolic process; poly(A)-dependent snoRNA 3'-end processing. Lineage: Eukaryota; Fungi; Ascomycota; Pichiomycetes; Serinales; Debaryomycetaceae. The transcript has a single exon. Gene Ontology annotation, cellular component: cytoplasmic exosome (RNase complex); nuclear exosome (RNase complex).
AUGUCAGAAACAAUAAUUUUACCUGGAGAUAAACUCCCUAUAGAUGAGGAUAUAUCUACCGUGAAAACCACUAUUGGACCUGGUAUUUAUAAAAAGCCGAAAACUCAAGAAUUGAUUCCAUCAACCGCAGGGAUAUUACAUUAUGAGCGAACAAAGUCAUCAUCAUCAUCAUCACAACAACUAAUCUAUAUUGAAUCUAAUUCGAAAAGAUAUAUUCCUCAUACAAAUGAUUAUGUCAUUGGAGUAAUUACGGGGGCAAUAGGUGAGAGUUAUAAAGUUUCCUUGCAAGCGUAUUCUACACCAGUAUUGUUGUCAUUUUGGGCAUUCCCGAAUGCUAGUAAGAAAAACCGUCCUAAUUUGAAGAAUGGUCAAGCUGUGUAUGCAAGAGUGAGUCAAGAUAUACCCGAGAUUGAAACUGAGCUAGAAUGUAUUGAUCCAACUAGUGGUAAGGAAGGAGGGUUUGGAGUGUUGGAUGAAUCAGGAUAUAUAUUUGAUGUUCAUUUGAAUUUUGCUCGUGAAUUAUUAUUCAAUCCAAAAACUAUAUUUUUGGAAAUGUUAGCUACAAGAUGUCAAUUUGAAAUAGCUAUUGGAAUCAAUGGAAAGAUUUGGAUUAAAUGUGGCAAUGGUGUGCAAAAGGAAAUCAAUGAUGGUGGUAAUAAUAAUAAUAAUAAUAAUAAUAAUAAUAAUAAUAAUAAGAAUCAAGAUCAAGGUGAAGAUCAAGAAAUGGCUGAUGCAAGUGAAGAGAAUUUAAAAGAUUUGAAAAGUACAUUAGCAGCAGCUACAUUUUUAACUCGAUGUCAAUUUGUAACACAAGAUAAAUUAAAGCAAGAGUUGAAUAAUGCAUUCCGAGAUAUUUAA